GACUGAUGGAGGACGGAGGGGACAGCUACUCGGAUGCAAACAUUAACACAGACACACAGACAAGACAAGACAAGACAGAGUGAGAAUGCAACAGAAACAGCCCGUGUUUAGGCCUUAAGUACACAAGUUGGUUGGGACUGUGACAGUUUAAGUGCACGCUCGCAACAAAGCGAAAAGUUCCUCCAGCCCACAUGGAAAUCAUUUGAAUUGACAAUCGACGCGGUGUCAGAAAGGCGUUAAAUGUUACCAAAAUACAAACUACCGUCUUGACAAAAUGACCCGUUUGGACUGCGGGCUUCACGCUUUUGGACAAAGAGGCUCCCCCAUUCACCUCUUCAUCGCACUUCUGACGGCCCUGGAAAUCUGCAUCACCUUGGAAUUACCACAUGAAGAAGAGAGAUUGCAGCAGGAUCUGCCGCAGUAUGAAGUGGUUCACCCUACUCGAGUGGAUGCCAGAGGUCACUUCCUGUCCAACUUCCUGUCUCACCAUGCUAGCCGUGUACAGCGCCGGGAUGCCUCAGAGGGACCAGCAGGCGUAGAUCAAGUCUACUACCAGUUGUGGCACGGAGGCCACAGGUUGCACUUUAACCUCACACUCAACCCAAACCUGCUGGCCCCGGGCUUCCUGACCGAAAGGAGGUACGGUGGCCUGGAGGGGGCCAAGAUUCAUCCUCCUGGAUUCUCCCAGUGCCACUUCUUAGGUAACGUCUGGGAUGAGGCUGUUGGUAAAGGAAGCGCUGCCAUAAGUACCUGUGAUGGACUGACAGGAUUGUUCAGGUUGUCUGAUGAAGAGUAUUUUAUUCAGCCUCUGGAGAAGUCGAGCGAUGACACGUCAGCAACUCAGGCCCAUGCAGUCUACAAACGCCAUGCGUCCCCCCCCUCCUGGAGUCCAGUGGUACAGCCCAUCUCAGGGAAACAAGCUCUCAACGGUACCUGUGGAAUCAAAGCAUCACAGCAGAGUUUUGAAGACUUUGAAAGGCAGCGUGAGCGGUGGGAGCUCCGCCAGCAGAGGAGGAGGAGAAUUCAUCCCCGCUCAGUCAGCAAACAGAAGUGGGUGGAGACGCUGGUGGUGGCCGACCUUAAAAUGGUGGAGCAUCAUGGGAGCAAAGCUGUGGAAAGCUAUGUCCUGGCUGUCAUGAACAUUGUGGCGGGUCUGUUCAGAGAUCCCAGUAUUGGAAACGCAAUCAACAUUGUGGUGGUUCGACUCAUACUACUAGAGCAGGAUGAGGAUGACUUAAAGAUUACACACCAUGCUGACAACAGCUUGAACAGCUUCUGUAAGUGGCAGAAGAAACUAAACAUGAAAGGAGAGGAACACCCGCUCCACCACGAUGUAGCAGUUCUGCUAACAAGGAAGGACAUCUGUGCGUCCAUCAACAUGCCCUGUGAGACGCUGGGCCUGUCCCAUGUGGCGGGGAUGUGUCAGUCGCAUCGCAGCUGCAGCAUCAGCGAGGACACCGGCCUCCCUCUGGCCUUCACCGUUGCUCAUGAGCUGGGACACAACUUUGGGAUUCAGCAUGAUGGCAACGGUAAUGACUGUGAACCCAUUGGGAAACGACCUUUCGUCAUGUCUCCACAGCUCCUGUACGGCACCUCCAUGCCCAGGUGGUCCCGCUGCAGCCGCCAGUAUAUCACCCGCUUCCUAGACCGUGGCUGGAGCUGGUGCCUUGAUGAUGCCCCGGUGAAGGACCAGCUGUCUCUGAACUCGGUGCUUCCCGGGGUCCUGUACAGCGCGGCCCAUCAGUGCCGGCUGCAGUAUGGAUCUGGAUCCCUGCUCUGUGAUGACAUGGACAAUGUAUGCAGCACUCUGUGGUGCACUGUCGGAACCACGUGCCACUCGAAGCUGGACGGGGCUGUGGAUGGGACCAGUUGUGGCAAGGAAAAGUGGUGUUUCAGUGGAGAGUGUGUGAGAGUUGGACAUGAGCCGGAGAGUGUUAGCGGUGGCUGGGCCUCGUGGAGCGAGUGGUCGGGCUGUUCGAGGACGUGUGGGGCUGGGGUCCAGAGCGCCCAGAGAGACUGUGAUAACCCCAUUCCUAAGUAUAGAGGGAACUAUUGUCUGGGAGAGAGACGGAGGUUCAAGAUCUGCAGCCCCACACCGUGUCCUCAUGCCCUGCCCACCUUCAGAGACCUCCAGUGCAGUCACUACAACACAUUGCCAUACAAGGGCAAGUUCUACAAGUGGGAAGCAGUCAUCAACAGAGCCAGCCCUUGUGAGCUGCACUGUCAUCCACUGAGAGAGCACUUUUCUGACAAGAUGCAGGACGCCGUCGCUGAUGGGACUCCGUGCUACCAAGGAAACAAAAGCAGAGAUGUGUGCGUCAAUGGCAUCUGUAAGAAUUUAGGCUGUGACUAUGUGAUUGACUCCAGAGCUGUAGAGGAUCGCUGCGGGGUGUGUCAUGGCAACGGCUCCACCUGUGCCACUGUGAAGAGAACAUUUGAGGAAACAGAAGGACUCGGCUAUGUAGACAUUGGACUGAUACCAGAGGGAGCUUGGGAUAUCCGCAUUGAGGAGAUGGCUGAAGCUGGGAACUUCUUGGCACUACGAAGCGACUCCCCCAACAAGUAUUUUCUGAAUGGCGGUUGGACGAUCCAGUGGAAUGGAGAGUACAAAGCAGCCGGGACAGUUUUCACCUACGAGAGGACGGGACAACUGGAGAACCUGACGUCCCCCGGGCCCACCAUGGAACCACUGUGGAUUCAGCUUCUCUUUCAGGAGACGAACCCCGGGGUGCGGUACGAGUACACAAUCAGUCGCAAUAUAUCUGAGGGCAAUGACAUCCCUGAAUCCGUUUUCUACUGGAAAUAUGGGUCAUGGACUGAAUGCAGUGUUACCUGUGGAGCAGGUGUCCAGAGGCUGAUCGUUCACUGUGUGGAAAAGACAACCGGGAUAGUGGAGGAGCAUUUCUGUGACCCUUUAACCCGGCCUGACAAUAACCAAACCAGCUGCGACAAGGAUCCAUGUCCAGCCAUAUGGUGGGUCGGUGAGUGGAAGAAAUGCUCAGCCAGCUGUGGGAGCUCUGGCCUGAGUAAAAGGACGGUGCUCUGCAUUCAGGCAGUAAGUGCUGAGGAGCAGAAAGCACUUCAGCCCAGUGAAUGUGAACACACACCCACACCGGAGUCACUCUCCUCCUGCAACACACACAUCCCCUGCCCUGCAGACUGGGCCUCCAGCAGCUGGACGAAGUGUUCGUUGACCUGUGGAAGUGGAGUACGCCGUCGUAAUUUAACCUGCUCUAGAAACACCGGCAUUGAUUGUGACCCUCAGAAGAAGCCCCUCGCUGUCACUUCCUGCUACAUCCAGGACUGUGCAGUGGCGGUGGAUAACUUUGGAGGGGUCGACUUGUCUGGAAGUGGCUGGUCGAGCAAAGAAGUGCUUAAUGAAAUUAACUCUAUCCCUGAAGUCAAACCUCCCCCCAAACACAGCACCACCAGAGCCCAGCCAAGAAGUAACAGCAAUAAUCUUAACAACAUUGUUGAGGGAGACUUCCACUACCACAAUAACAUUGAAAAUAUCAAUCAUUCUCCAGAAAACACUGUUCAAGUGGAUGAUUUUUACUAUGACUAUAAUUUUAUCAACUUCCAUGAAGACUUAUCGGAUGACUUUGAGGGUGAUGUAAAAGAUUCAGGGGACAGAGUUGGUCCUCCAGAGGGGGCCAAGCCAACCAGCAGCAUACAAGAAAACAAUUACAUUGAAACUACAAAAGCUCCUUCAGCCAUUUCUACAAUCUCAAAGGCCACUGCCAACACUUUGAGAACUGAAGAGCCACAGAACAUAAGUCAGGACGAAACGAAGGUCAAUGGAAAUUCAUCAACAAAGGAGUCCGUGCAAACAAAUUCUGAACAUUUGGACGACUUCCUAUCCGAGGAUUACCUUCUGCCUGUAUCUACCACUCGCUCGCCGCCAUUGUCUACAACCGAGCAUUCAAAAACACUUAAAGAGACACAUGAUGAGGAUGUGAGGUGGCCUGAAAAAAUAAGCUCAAUUCCUGAUCUGGUUUUCACUACCGAGGAGCCCACACAGGAUGCCAAGUGGGAGCAAUAUGUGGAGGAGUCGGAAAAAAACGAUGACAUUUUCAAUGAGGAGGAAAAUCAAACUCAGGAUGUCACAGGGACUGCAAAGUAUGCUGACCACGCUCUCGGCCAUAAAACCACUAUCAAGACUGAUUUGAAAACAGUAGGGGCUCAGGGGACGGAGGAAGAUGAAGAAUAUAAUUACAGCUACGAGGACAAAAGCACGCUAAGUCCAGAUAUCAAUGCGGGAGAGGAAGAUGUAGACAGUCCAUAUUUUUCAGUCUCUCCUACACAAGAAUCAAUAAAUCAAGUUAAGACUGUAGUGCAUCUGGACGAAAGUGCUUCAGAAAUACCUCAAACAACCAGCCAAACAUUGCAAACUGCCUUCACAUUGGAGGAUUUGGACUUGGAUCAGACUUAUUUUAAUACGUUGUAUGCCACUAGCGAGGGUAAUUUAUGGGAGGCACACCUUGACCUCAGUACAACCUCACUUCCUGCCUCGGAGACAUCCACUCCUCUUCCCAUUCCCUUUCUGCAAGCCUCAGGUAACAGAGAGGCCUCUGAUGACUACACGUCGUUAACUGCAACAGAAAUUGUAUCUCCUACAAACCUGGAGGGAGCCACUCCGCCUUCUCCAGAUGAUUUCUUGCCAGCUACAGUUAAACAAAUACAGACAAAGCCCACCUUCACAGAGAGAACUGGAGCAGAUUCCACAUCCCGAACUCCUACGUUUGAUUCAGCUGAUUUUGAUUACAAUGAAAUAAUCGUCCCCCCGAUGAUUGGGAGCAGCAGUGACAAUGAUCAGGACUCUUCAUACCAGCUGACAACAGCCACAGAAACCCCUCCUCAACAUAACACAAUGCCAGUGCAGCACAUGGAAACACCUACACCUGCUCUGCCCAUUUUGCCAAACCAUCCACCUAUUGUGUGGCCGCUUCCAGAGCCAACAUCUGCUCCAACUUCAGCCUCCACACAAGUGACAACAGCUGCCUACUGGGUCACCGGCAACUGGAGUGCUUGCUCCACCAGCUGUGGUCUGGGGGCCAUCUGGAGGACUUUGGCCUGCAGCACUGGCUCCGGCUCUGGCUGCGAUUCCGCCAAGAGGCCAGCGCCAGCCCAGAGGUGCUACCUGCGCCCCUGCUCCACAUGGAAAUUAGAAGAAUGGAGUGAGUGUUCCAAGAAUUGUAAAGGAGGCAUUAAAUCACGAGAGGUCCAGUGUUUUGACCUGCGGGAUCAAAGACCUCUCCGACCUUUCCACUGCCGGGCCAUGUCCUCCAGGCCACAAACGAAAACGACCUGUAACCCUCAGCCGUGUCUCGACUGGUACACCUCGUCCUGGGGCCAGUGCUCUGAGGUGUGUGGCGGAGGUGAGCAGCAGCGUAUGGUCACCUGUCCAGAAGAGGAUCAAUGUGAUGUGGCCCUCCAGCCCAGCAACAUCCAAUCAUGUAGCAGUCAGCCGUGUGCUCAGUGGCUUACUGGAUCAUGGGGACAGUGUUCGGCUUCUUGCGGUGGCGGAGUGCAGCGCCGACUCAUCAAAUGUAUGAACACAAAGACAGAGACAGACGAAGAAGUGGAUCAAGCCCAAUGUGAUCCUGAGCUGUGCCCGGAGAGCAUCCAGAAGUGUAACCUACAGGAGUGUGAGAGCGCCCCCUCUGGAGCAGUUUGCCUUCGUGAUCGGCUAACGUUUCGUUUCUGUCAGACGCUCCGCUGGCUCGGACGAUGCCACCUGCCCAACGUACGAGUGAAGUGCUGCAAAUCCUGCAGCCAGCACUCCCGCUCCAGCAGCUCGUCUUCCGCUAAAGCCGCAAUAAAGUAACCACUCAACAACUGGAACACUGAGGAAAUACAAAUCAUCACAUCUCUUUCUGUAUAUAUAUUUUUCUAAUUAGAGUUGUUAUGAAUUAGUUCCACAACUCUGCAUGUUUGUACUGGUGCUAUAAUUAUAUCGGGCUCAAAUGAUUUGGAGAAAUAAGAAAGCAUAGCCUCAUCCCCAGCAAAACAAUGAGAAUGUAGAUAUUUAUUUGCACUUUUUAUACUAUACAGUUUGACAAGAAGGACAUUUCAUGAAUUAAGCCUUAGUAACAGAUGUAGUGUGGGCUCUUUUAUCAAUGUAGCCAGCUUAAAAAAAAUCAUUAUUACACAGGCAGAUAAACUACUCAUUAACCGUUAUGGUUGGUACAAUGCUUUCAUUUAUUGACAGCAGCAGAAAAUGGACAGAUUAAAACAUACUGGUAUACAAUUUGCUGUGUGGUUUCUACUUUAACGGGCCAAAAGAAACCAGGUGCUUCAUAAAUGCUUCAUGUAGCAUUCAUACAUAAUUGACUGUUGACUGUUUUUUUUUGUACAACGGGUCCCUGUUUUCAAACAUAAAUGACAGAUGUUGCACCUUUUUGUCUGCAGUGUAGACCUAGGGCGCCCCAUUAAGUAAAGGUAGUAUAAGAAAAAGCAUUCAUACCUUUUUUCUUCUUACAUUUUAAAUGCUUAGCUUACAUAACUGGUUUUCCUAAUUCUUACAAAAAAAAUGAAUUUCUCUUUUCACUGGCUUGUCUGAACCGUGUUUGAGUUCAUGUGCAGCCAGAGCUCCGGUCAAGCACUUAUUGAUUUGGUGAAGGACUAUAUUAAAUACAUAUUUUGCUUCUGUUUAUUCGGUAAACUGCAAAGAAGAGCUUUGUCCAUCCCUAUUGACAGACCUGCAGUGCACCUCCAGUGCCUCAUCUACUUGAAUAUUGGAUAAUGUAAUGGUAAUGUUUUAUAAAACAACUAGAUUAAAAUAUUCCACAAGUUUAGCAUUUUAGAAAUGAGUUAAAAUCGAGGGAAUAAUAGUGUCCAAAUGGGUUUAGUAUGGUGAACAAGGGAUUAAACUUUAUAUAUAAUAUUUGAUACUUUGGAACUGUGGUUUUUAGUUUAAAAGUCGUACUUACAUAAUUGUUGUUGGCAUUGACAUAUACAAUAUAUAGGCUGUAAUUCAGAAUCUUUUCAGUAGGAAUUGAAAAGCAGCUCAAACAUAACAAUGCAGUUCAGCUAAAGCACCCGCUAUGGCGUCAUCUCCUCCUGUGUUGAUUCAUGCUGUUAAAUGUCUAAAUGACAUUUCUGUGGAAAAGCUGUUUGUUAUAUAGAACAACAAAUCUAUUAUUUAAGAGGAAAAAGAGGGAAGAAUAGGGGGAAGAAUGUACAGGCCAUUUGUUCAAAACCUUUUUGUUCCCUAACGUACAAUAACUUUCCUUGAGAAACUUUACACUCAAGCAACACAGGAACCACAACGUUGGUGAAGUUACAUCUCACACAGUUGGAAAAGUGUAGUCAUGAUUCACUUUUAUUGUGUAUGAAAAGUCGACAUAUAUGAUCUAUUCAUGUAAAGA
Molecule: messenger RNA, 7370 nt
Organism: Notothenia coriiceps (black rockcod)
Lineage: Eukaryota; Metazoa; Chordata; Actinopteri; Perciformes; Nototheniidae
Gene: adamts7
Product: a disintegrin-like and metallopeptidase (reprolysin type) with thrombospondin type 1 motif, 7
Exons: 24
Coding region: 275-5827 (1850 amino acids)
Biological process (GO): extracellular matrix organization; proteolysis
Cellular component (GO): extracellular matrix
Molecular function (GO): metalloendopeptidase activity
Source: RefSeq, a predicted model, not a curated record